Echinops telfairi (small Madagascar hedgehog) is the source of this 804-nucleotide messenger RNA. Its product is annotated as cysteine-rich secretory protein 2. The record is from RefSeq and is a predicted model, not a curated record. The transcript is spliced from 8 exons. Gene Ontology annotation, cellular component: extracellular region. The coding region runs from base 1 to 804 and encodes 267 amino acids. NCBI's taxonomy places the organism in Eukaryota, Metazoa, Chordata, Mammalia, Afrosoricida, Tenrecidae.
AUGGAACCUGAAAAGAUCAGUUUCCUAGAUAAGACUGGCACUGAAUUAGCCAGCAAGUCUACAGUCUUUCAAGCUAUGACUUUACUCUUAGAGAUGCUGCUUCUGGUGGCUGUGAUGAUUCCGGUCCUCCCUGCAGGUGAACCGGAACCAGAAUUAGCUGAUGUGUUAACUACUCUACUUCACGUGCAAAAUGAGAUUGUAAAUAAACACAACGAACUAAGACGCAAUGUCACUCCAACAGCCAGCAACAUGCUGAAAAUGCAGUGGGACAAUAAAGCUGCAGCUAAUGCCCAAAAGUGGGCAAAUGUGUGCAAAUUUGAACACAGUGAAAAAUGGAUGCGGAAAACUGAUAGCCAGUGUGGUGAGAAUCUCUAUGUGGCAAAUUUCUUUCCUCUAUGGGAAAAUGUAGUCCAAGCGUGGUAUGAUGAAGUCAAGGAUUUUGUGCCUGGUGUCGGACCAGUGAGUUCAACAGCAAUUGUUGGACAUUUCACUCAGGUCGUUUGGUAUUCAUCUAGUAAAGUUGGAUGUGGAGUGGCUGAGUGUCCUGACCUAGGCAUACUCUAUGUUUGCCAAUACUGUCCUGGUGGUAAUCAUGUAAAUCGCCUGUAUCGGCCUUAUGACCAAGGAAUCCCUUGUGCCAGUUGCCCUAACGACUGUGACAAAGGACUAUGCACCAAUAGUUGUUCUGAAGAGGAAGAUAAAUUCAGUAACUGUCAAGAUCUGAAGAGACAGUGGACGUGCAGUCAUCAGUUUGUCAGCGACAAUUGCAAGUCCAGCUGCAACUGUAUAGGCAAAAUUUAUUAA